This is a messenger RNA of Pelmatolapia mariae (spotted tilapia), 1512 nucleotides long. Its product is annotated as sialoadhesin-like. Gene Ontology annotation, biological process: cell surface receptor signaling pathway. The annotation marks the transcript as partial. The record is from RefSeq and is a predicted model, not a curated record. The transcript has 12 exons. Gene Ontology annotation, molecular function: transmembrane signaling receptor activity. Lineage: Eukaryota; Metazoa; Chordata; Actinopteri; Cichliformes; Cichlidae. Gene Ontology annotation, cellular component: plasma membrane.
AGCGGUGAGACAGUCACUGUCAGAUGUGAGAUUCAGGGAGGUGAAGGAGCUCAGUGGACGUAUGAAUGGAGAGCAGCCAAGUUAAACACACCUCCAACAUCCAAUGAAUACAGAAUCAUUACAGUUACUGAGUCUGACAGUGGAGGAUACAGCUGCCGGGGCAGAAGGGACUAUUUGAUUAGAUCUGCUUCAUCAUCCAGCAGUGGAAACUAUCGCAGUAAAGGCAGAAUGAAAAGUUCACAGCAUAACACAACAGAGUGGAGUGAUUCUGUCACACUGACAGUUUCUGACAAUGAACCCCGUCCUGUCCUCACUGUGUCUCCAUCAUGGCUGAGUCCUGGAGCCUCAGUAACUCUGAACUGUGAGGUUGAACAUCCGUCUGCAGGAUGGAGCUUCUACUGGUAUAAAGCUGUUCCUGAUCUAUCAGAGAAAUCCUACAGUUAUGAGCUGCUACCUGAUGGCAGUGGGACUGCACAGGACUCCAACAUCAUUCAUGGACAGACACACACAGCAGGAUAUGUGUGCAGAGCUGGAAGAGGAGACCCAGAGUAUCACACUGAUCACAGUCAACCAAAGUUUGUCUGGUCUGCAGAUGUUCAUUCAGCAGCGUCUCUCACAGUGAGUCCUGACAGAGUGCAACACUUCACCUCUGACUCUGUCUCACUGACCUGUGAGGGAAACUUCACUGAGUGGAGAGUGAGGAAGUUCUCUGAGGACGGCCGACUGUACUCUGACUGUAGGAGAAUGACUGGAUCCACAUGUAACAUCAACACAUCAAAGUCAGAUACUGGAGUGUACUGGUGUGAGUCUGGAUCAGGAGAGUUCAGCAGUGCAGUCAACAUCACUGUACAGAAUGAUGGUAAUGGUCCUAUCCUGGUGAGUCCUGUUCAUCCUGUGACUGAGGGAGCUUCUGUUAGUCUGAGCUGCAGUUUGAGAACACAAAAAAUACUUUCCAAUGUGUUUUUCUAUCACAAUGACAAACUUAUUCAAAAUGAUACCCGAGAGGAGCUGAAGAUCUCUGCAGUGUCAAAGUCUGAUGAAGGUUUCUACAAGUGUCAGUACUCAGGAAGAGAGUCAGCACAGAGCUGGAUGUCAGUUAAAGUAACUGGACACAGUUCAUCUCCUGUGUGGUUGAUGGUUGGACUGGUUUGUGGAGUCUCUCUCAUUAUUAUUCUCCUGCUCUUGUUGUAUCGCUGCAGACAGUCCAAGUAUUCCUGCUUCACCAGGUCGAUCCAGUCUGAGAGUCACAGUCCGGGCUCCUCCACAAAUCAUGGAGUCAACCAGAAUGAAACUCAUGUGUACGACUCUCCUCAUCAUGGAUCAGAUGAACAUCAAGCUGUCACAUACACUCUUAUUGAACUUAAGACCUUUGAAAAGAAGAGGAAGCAUCAUAAACCAGAGCAGAGUGCUGUUUACUCUGAGGUGAAGACAGGAGCUGCAGAGGACAGUCUGAUGUAUGCUGAGGUCAAACGCCCCAAAAAAGAAAAAGCCAAGAAAAAAGCAGGUCAGUGA